Molecule: messenger RNA, 3437 nt
Organism: Phlebotomus papatasi
Lineage: Eukaryota; Metazoa; Arthropoda; Insecta; Diptera; Psychodidae
Product: nardilysin-like
Exons: 6
Coding region: 231-3431 (1066 amino acids)
Biological process (GO): proteolysis
Molecular function (GO): metal ion binding; metalloendopeptidase activity
Source: RefSeq, a predicted model, not a curated record
UAUUAGCUCUACUCAAAGUCUAUUUACUCUUGUCUUGUUCAUUGUCGUUGAUCGCGUGGUCUGAUUUUCCCUGAGAAUUUGGGAAAAUUUGUGGUUUCCACGAAACCACAGGGUAACCUAAUAAAUCAAUUGAUAGUGUAAUUAAUUAAUUAUUGACCUCAAGCGCUGCUUAUAUAUAAAAAUCCACAAGUCAUAUUUUUGUGUUUAGUUCCUUAUUAAUUUUAUUGUUGAUGAAACGUGUUGGUAGUCAAUUAUCGUCUUUAGCUAAACGCAAGUUAUCCUCUCUUGGGAAGAAGAAAAUAUCUAAAAGGAUAAAAGUUAAGAGUGUUUCAAUGGGAGUGUCCACUGAAGUGACUACCUAUGAAGUACCGGAUAAAUCGUUCUCGGACAAGAAAGAUUACAGGAUAUUCUACCUUCCGAAUAAGCUUAAAGUGCUGCUCAUUUCGGAUCCAUCUCCAAUAAGUGAGAGUGAUACUGAAUCUAGUUCCAUAAAUACAUCAUCCCUCUCUUCAGAUGAGUACGAUGGUGAGAGUACCUCAUCAUUGGAUUCUGAUACCUUCUCAGGUAGUUGUUCAGAAUCCUCUAGUGCCGUUGCCGAACAAGAGAAGAUGGCUGCAGCUUCUCUGCUUGUAGAUGUGGGUUCUUUCAGUGAUCCACCAGAUAUCAAUGGACUAGCCCACUUUCUGGAACACAUGAUCUUCAUGGGUAGUAAGAAGUAUCCUGAGGAGAAUGAAUAUGAUAAAUUUAUUAGGAAACAUGGAGGAAGUGACAAUGCAAGUACAGAUUAUGAAGAAACUGUAUUUUACUUUGAAAUCCCGGAAAAACAUCUCGAAGGAGCUGUGGAUAUUUUCUCACGACUUUUUGUGGAGCCUCUGCUCAAGAAGGAUUCCAUCAAACGGGAAAGAGAAUCCGUGGACUCGGAAUUUGUCACUAGAAGUAAAGAUGACAAUAUACGCCUUGAGCAAUUGAUAAGUUCUCAGGCCAAUUCCAAUCAUCCUUGCCAUACAUUUGCCUGGGGAAAUCUUGAGACGCUCAAGAAUAACAUUGACGAUGAUGAAUUGCACAGAAGAGUCGUUGAAUUUCAAAAGAGACACUAUUCUGCGCACAGAAUGUACCUCACAUUGCAGGCCAGGUAUCCAUUGGAUGAACUUGAGAGGAUAGUCAGGAAGUACUUCUCGGAGAUUCCUUGCAAUGACCUUCCGGGAGAAGAUUUUUCUUGCUUUAACAAUACCAAUGUUUUCCCAAGCAAUUUCUUCGAGACAGUGUACUACGUGAAGCCAAUAGCUUCCAUGAAGAGGCUAAUGAUUAGUUGGUGUCUGCCUUCACUGGUCAGGGAGUUCAUGUGUAAGCCCCAGCAAUUGGUGGGCCAUGUUUUCGAUGGCGAACAAAAGGGUAGUCUCUGUGCGUAUUUGAGAAAGAAACUCUGGAUUUUGGAUCUUGUGGCUGAAGUAGAUGAAUCCGAUGGAUUUUCCAACAAUUCUCUCUAUUCAAUAUUUAGUAUCGAAGUGAGUCUGACGGAUAGAGGUUACGAGAAUAUCCCUUCGGUCAUUAAAGCAAUUUUUUCAUACAUAAAAUUGCUGCAUCAAAAAGGGAAUUCCAAGAGGAUCUACAGUGAAUUGCAGGCAGUGGAAGAUGCCAAAUUCAAGUACAGAAAUGAGAAAAAUGCCGUGGAUAAUGUUGAAGAACUAGUGCUCAAUCUGAAGUACUAUCCUUCUAAGUAUGUCCUCAAUGGUGACAAAUUGUUCUUUGAGUACGACAGUGAGGUAAUACAGGAUUUCAUUGACUCAAUCUACAAUGAUCCGUGCAACAUAAUGAUUUGGUGCAAUGAUGACUCUCCGAGAGACUGCAAAGAGAAAUGGUUUGGAACGGAGUACCGGAUGGAGGAAAUGCCUGAGGAAUGGAAAUUGAUGAGGAAGAAUGUGGAGAUCUUCCCAGAAUUCAAUUUAGAUCAGACAAAUAUCUUCAUCACCAGCGACUUUAAAAUACUUCAUUCUACAACAAGUCCCCUUGACUGCCCCAAGCCACCUUACCUCAUUCGACAUGAUGAUCUCUCUGAGGUGUGGUACAGAGAGGAUACACGCUUUGGACUGCCACAUGCUUUGAUUCUCUACGGCUUCUCCAGUCCAUUACCGUUGAUGAAUGCCAAAAAUGCCGCAAUGAUGCAGUUUUACGUGUUCAUUCUGAAAUAUUUGCUCCUGGAAGAACUCACUCCAGCUACUGAGGCUAAUUUGGGAUUUUCUCUAGUUUCUGGCCAGAGAAGUAUUGUGAUUUCGGUUUCUGGAUUCAAUGAGAAACUCCAUCUAGUUGUGGAUGCAAUGGUGAAGAAGAUGAAAAAUAUGGAUGAUCUCACGGAAGAUUUGUUUUUCACGCUAAAAGCAAGGCAUCUGGAGAAUUACUACAAUAACCUGCUGAAGCCUAAAACUCUCAAUGGAGAUAUCAGAGUGUCCCUUCUGGAGAAAGCCCAUAUUCCUCAGUAUGAUAAAUACAAUGCUAUGGAAUCUCUGACAAUGUUGGAAAUUCUUGAAUUCUCGAAGGACUUUUUACAGUCUCUUAAAAUUCAGGGAUUAAUCCAAGGUAAUAUCUCAAAGGAAGACGCGGAAAAUAUAACAAUGAAUAUUUUGGACACACUGCAGAGUUCUGCAAUAGCAGAUCUUACGACAAUCGAGAAGAGAGCAUAUCAGAUUCCUCUUGGAAAUAGCUGUGUUCGCGUAAAGGCCUUAAAUAGCAACGAUGUUAAUAGCUACGUUGUGAAUUUUUAUCAAAUUGAUGCUCCAUCAAUUGAGAAUGCCUGUUACGUGGAAUUUCUGGUGAAUAUUUUAGAGGAGCCGCUUUUCAAUCAAUUAAGAACACAAGAACAAUUGGGAUAUGAUGUAAAUUGUGAUUUUAGAGAGAAUUGUGGAAUUAAUGCUUGGACUAUUGGAGUUAAUUCGCAGGAGAGUAUGUUUUCUGUGGAAUACAUUGGACAGCGUAUUGAGAUGUUUGAGAAGGACUUUUUGAAGAUUCUGCAAGAGAUGCCCUCGGAAGAUUAUGAACAUGCCAGAGAGUCACUGAUAAAGACCAAAUUGAUGCCUGAUAUUACUUUGAGGGAUGAAGUGAUGAGAAAUUGGGAAGAAAUUACCACUGAGCAGUAUAUAUAUGACCGUACUAAUCAGGAAGUGGAUAUUUUGAGAAAUAUCUCUCAAGAGAAAAUGAUUGAGUUCUACCGGAAGUAUGCUCUUGAUGAGAAAUUUACACGGAAGCUGUGUGUUCAUGUGAGGGGAAAUAAGGAUGCCGAUGAGGUUCAGGAAGAUCAAGAAAAAUUACCUCAAUCCUUGGAGUUGAUUUAUGAUGUCACAAAUACAGGGGAACCUGCAUCGAAGUUCAUAACAGAUGUAGAUAAAUUUAGGAAAAGUUUAUUCUUACAUCCGGCCGUCAAUAAGAAGCUCCGUUAAUCUUUA